This is a messenger RNA of Auxenochlorella protothecoides, 522 nucleotides long. RefSeq lists its product as hypothetical. NCBI's taxonomy places the organism in Eukaryota, Viridiplantae, Chlorophyta, Trebouxiophyceae, Chlorellales, Chlorellaceae. The record is from RefSeq and is a predicted model, not a curated record. Bases 1 to 522 code for a protein of 173 amino acids. The transcript is spliced from 4 exons. Gene Ontology annotation, molecular function: iron ion binding.
AUGCCCACCCAGGCACACAUCUCCCAUGACUGCUACAGGAGGAAAAUGGCCGCUGCAGUCGGACAUGACAGCCCAAAGCAGGGAUAUGCAGCGAUAAUCGACCUCACCCGGGAGCUGAACGACGCUCCAAACACUCCCGCCGACACCCAGGCAGCAACGGUGUCCAUCCUGAAGUCGCUGUUUCCCCCCUGGCUGCCGGGUGCCUUUGCUGUGAUGUUCUCCAAGCCCUUCCCCGCCUUCUCUGCGAGAUUGAAUGCUUGGGCCACGGCAGUCACCUGCCAGUGGCUGAUGGGGCCCUGCUCGGUAAUGGCCGUGGACGAUGGGGACGGUCAGCCAAAGGCCGGCCAGGGCGUGAAAGUCGAGAGGCACGUGGACUGCUGGCAUUGCUCGUGUAGGUACCUGGAGGAGUCAGGGUGCGCUUCCGUCUGCCUGAACAGCUGCAAGUUCCCCACCCAGCGAUUUUUCAUGGAGGACAUGGGACUGCCUCUCACGAUGACGCCAAACUACGGCGAUUUCAGGUGA